Paraglomus occultum is the source of this 287-nucleotide messenger RNA. The record is from the annotation of a GenBank genome assembly. NCBI's taxonomy places the organism in Eukaryota, Fungi, Glomeromycota, Glomeromycetes, Paraglomerales, Paraglomeraceae.
AAAAAGGUGUAAAGACAAUCGCUGAUUUGUUCAAAGCUGGCGCUUCACAAGGAGACGAGUUUCUUGGUGUUAGAGGUUUGUACACUUGGGUGUAUCAUGCAGUUCUCAAUUUUAAGAGUGCACAAAAUCUCAUUACAGGGCUUGCCAAACGAAUCGGCAAAUUUUUCGCGACUCGUGUGAAUCUCAUUCAAGAGAUCAAUGACUGUUCGAAGCCCUCGCUCCGUCCAGUGGCCUCAUCUGAGAUUAAAGAGGAUUGUUCACGAUCAUUACAAGUUCCACAUGUUUGA